CUUGAUCACAUUAAGACCGACUCAAUACAAUUCUAGUUCUUCGUUCUUGAUUCUGGGUUCUUGGUUCUCAAGUCAUCAUGCCAUGUUCCUUCGCCUUAGUUUUGCUCACUUUAGCUUCGAUAUGUCGCGGCGGUUUGGCAUUAUCAAAACCUGUCAUAAACGAACACAGUUUAGUACGACGAAGGGCACUUAUUCUAACAAUAAUUGUCGAAGAAAAAUUUCAAGAGUCUCUAUGGGUCAACAAGAAAAAAUGUGUGGAAAAUGAUAGCCUCAAACGUGAACUUGCUGAAUCAAAACGCGAUGUAGAACAACUCAUCAAAGAGUUACGGAGAUACAAAGGUAAAGUUACAGUAGAGGAUGACACAGAGGAUGAUACAGAAGUUGACACAAAGGUUGACACAGCAGAAGAGCUAGCUAUUCUCCAAAGGAAGUGGGUAGAACUUGUUCAAGCCAACCAGAAAACUGUCUUGGAGAAUCAUCAGCUUGUUGCCGAGCACAAUAGACUAAAGGAGAGUAUUUUAGGACUAGAAAAGAAGAUUGAAGACUUAGAAGGGCAACAAUCAGAUCUCAAGUAUGAAUUAAAUCAACUCAAAAACUUUCACAAGUGGAUGAGAAGUUCUGGAGCAAAAGCUAUUGAGGAACAAGUGAACGUUUCAAAAUUUUCUGGAGACAAGAUGGGUCUCGGAUUCUCAAGUUCCGAAAGCAACCAGACCCCACUUGAAUUGUUUGUUGAUCGAAGAAAGGAAAUUUCUCAAAAAGUUCCACAAGGAAGGAAAACAGAAGCUGUUGCAUCUGCUGGAACAUCUUCUGCCAAACCCGCUGAAGCAUCUCAUGAAGCUUCUGCUGGAACAAUUUAUGCAGCACCCUAUGCAAAAAGGCAAAGAGUUGUGACACAAUCUAGUAUGAGAAGACACAAGGAUCAUUAUGCUAGACCUGAAAGAUUGUUACUCUUUCAGAUGCAUCGUCCGAUGGGGAGUCGCUCAAGUGUGGCACAGAGACGUGUUAUAGCACACUGUCUGUCAUCUGUUACUGGACAGUGCUGCAGCAUCUUCUCUGCACCAGAGCUGGUUGUUUUGUUUGCAUAGCUCUUAAUUGGUGAUUUCCGCUGCGCCCCCACGAACUUACACAUUUGUCUUCUCAUUUUCUUUUUCUUAGCACUUUUCCUCCCCAACCAAACAAGAAAAACUGUUUUCCACUUAAUUUUCUUUUCUUUUUCCUUUCAAAUUCCUUGAACCAAACAUAGUGUUAAAGCGCAUGGGUUGAUAGAAUUUUAUUUAAAAACAAACUGGUUUGCUUUUG
Molecule: messenger RNA, 1299 nt
Organism: Cuscuta campestris
Lineage: Eukaryota; Viridiplantae; Streptophyta; Magnoliopsida; Solanales; Convolvulaceae
Source: the annotation of a GenBank genome assembly